This is a messenger RNA of Loa loa (African eye worm), 798 nucleotides long. RefSeq lists its product as hypothetical. The record is from RefSeq and is a predicted model, not a curated record. The coding region runs from base 49 to 645 and encodes 198 amino acids. Lineage: Eukaryota; Metazoa; Nematoda; Chromadorea; Rhabditida; Onchocercidae. The transcript is spliced from 4 exons.
UUGCAGCUUUUCAAAUGGCAGUCAAUGAAUGCAUAGCAGUUAAUUGAAAUGAUCAACAAAAAAAUUCAUGGUGUACCAAUCAAAGAGUAUUUCACAGACCUCGUGUCCAAAAAGGUCGAAGUUGAACCAAAUAAUCCAGCAUUCCGAUGCUUCAGUGACAAAUUUCAUGUUUAUCUUGCUGCAAAAUUCAUGUUCAUGCUCACUAUGAGCUGUUGGAUGAUCAUACUUGGCAUUCUAUUUCCAUGGAGCAUACUGAUCGUUUGGAUACCAAUACUGUAUUUUUUGACAACAAUUUAUGCUCUUCGACAAAAACAAGCCACCUGUUUAUGGCCAGCUAUUAUACAUUCGGCCUUAGCAAUAUUAAUCUGGUUAUCUGGAACAAUUGUCCUGUUUACAACAGCGCUAUUUAGCACCCAAACGUUUCUGGAUACAUUUGGACAAGGCCAUCAGCAACAAUUCAUUACAAGAUUUUUGGUAGUGUUAAUGAUCAAGACUGCAAUAAUACUGGUUGGUCUUUAUCUCGCUUACCAACUUUUCGUAUUCAACCAGUGCCGUAAAUAUUUCGACCAUGUACGGAAUGCCGACUUGCCGCGAGCUCUUCAGGAAGAAGCAACUGAAUUGGAAGUGAUCAAGAAUAAAUCGUGAUUUUCGUGCAAAAGUAAUUAUAGAUUGUCACUGUUAACCUAUAUCGCUUGAAAUUCGCCAGAAAGUUGUUGAUUUAAUACCGAAGUUUUGGAGCCUCAUUUAAGCUUUCAAGGUGAAUAAAGAAUUUUCAAUUCGAAAUUUUCUUUAAAGGGG